Messenger RNA from Mesocricetus auratus (golden hamster), 4843 nucleotides. RefSeq names its product MINDY lysine 48 deubiquitinase 4 (gene Mindy4). Bases 121 to 2388 code for a protein of 755 amino acids. Lineage: Eukaryota; Metazoa; Chordata; Mammalia; Rodentia; Cricetidae. The transcript has 18 exons. The record is from RefSeq and is a predicted model, not a curated record. Gene Ontology annotation, molecular function: K48-linked deubiquitinase activity; cysteine-type deubiquitinase activity. Gene Ontology annotation, biological process: protein K48-linked deubiquitination.
GAGGAGUUCUUCCUGGUGCGGAGGCCACCGUCGCCACGGCAACGCAGCUUUACUGGGCCCAACGGAUUCCGUGGUCCCGGGCUGCAGGAGGCCGCGUGGCCUGGGGACAGCGGCAGCAGCAUGGACAGCUUGUACGUGGAGGAGGUGGCCGCCUCCCUGGUCAGGGAGUUUCUGAGCAGAAAGGGUUUGAAGAAGACGUUCGUGACCAUGGACCAGGAGCGCCCCCGCUGUGAACUCAGUAUCAACAGCAGAAACGAUCUCCGUAAAGUUCUACAUCUGGAGUUUCUCUACAGGGAAAACAAGGCAAAGGAAAAGCCUCUAAAAACAAACCUUGAGCUCAUUACCAGAUAUUUUCUGGACCAUUCUGGGAACACAGACAACUUAAGUCAAGAAGUCCUGAUCCCUGCACUCCCAGUUCCAAAGAAAAAUAAUAAAUUGCCUUCGAGAUGCUCGGAGACCACACUGGUGAAUAUAUAUGAUCUUUCAGAUGAAGACACAGGAAGACGAUUAUCAUGGUCAGAAGCAGGCAAAGCUAGGCAUGACAAUCUUGAUGGGAACAUACUCGGUAAUUUCAUAUCAUCCAAAACAAGCCCACACAAAAGUAAGCCUGCACACACGGUCCUGGGUGACAGUCUCCCUUUGGUUCCUGCGUGGGAUAAGAUGGAGCAGCUUCAUUCAUCAGAGCCAUGCAUAGAUAUGAAGAGGCCAGUGGAGAGGACCAGGCCAAAGUCUGGCCUGAUUGUCCGAGGCAUGAUGGCCGGGCCCGUCGCCAGCUCCCCGCAGGACUCUUUCCGCAAACGCUCUCUGAGACGUUCCUCAUCCUUGAGCAGGAAGCUCCAGGCCCCAGAGGAAAGCCAGUAUCCCUCUGAGCCUCUUGUCCACACCCCAGCCUGUCCAGGUCCACAGGAGGUCCCCACUUCGAGCAGUGACUCUGUCUCCAGGAGUCCUCUGGGCCAGCUGGAUGAACUGCCUACGGAGAAGCCAAAUGCCUCUUCCAGCAGCCAAGGGCUGUUCCAGAGGGACAGGCCCAGGCUAAGAAGUGUUUCGGAGGAUGACCCACUGGGGUCCAGCCACACAGAAACCAGCACAACACCUUUGAAGCUGUACUUGCCUGGUGGGAAUUCCAGAGUGACCCAGGAGUGGUCGGAAAGAACGUUCAAGCGGCAGGGCAGCCAGCCCCCAUCUCUCAGGAGAAAUCAGUUGGUGUCUGACAAGGCUGGCAAUAAGCCAGAUGCCCUGUGGCUAGAGGAUGUUGAGGAUGAACUCACAAAGGAAGACAUUGUCCUGUCCCCACCUCCAUCAAUGCUCAAGCUGCAAGCUGUGUCAAAGCCAAUUGACCUCUCAUUGGCGAAGGAGAUGAAGACCCUUCUGUUUGGCUCUACCUUUUGCUGCUUCAGUGAAGAAUGGAAACUCCAGAACUUUUCCUUCAACAACACCGCCUCGUUAAAAUACGGCAUUGUGCAGAACAAGGGCGGUCCCUGUGGGGUUCUGGCGGCUGUUCAGGGCUGUGUGCUGCAGAAACUCCUGUUUGAAGAAGGUAGCAGAACCAACUCUAAUCUCCGGCUGCAGCCCACAGAUGCCCAGAGAACGCACUGCCUUGCCCUGGCCCUUGCAGACAUCCUGUGGCGCGCUGGAAGCAGAAAGCAAGCUGUGGUUGCAUUGACUUCAGGAACAGCACACUUCAGUCCAACAGGGAAAUACAAAGCAGAUGGAGUCUUAGAAACACUCACACUGUAUAGUUUGACCUGCUGUGAGGACCUGGUGACUUUCCUGCAGCAGAGCGUUCAUCAGUUCGAAGUGGGGCCCUAUGGUUGCAUCCUGCUCACCUUGUCUGCCAUCCUGUCCAGAUCCUUGGAGCUUGUCCGCCAGGACUUCGAUGUCCCCACCAGCCAUCUGAUUGGAGCGCACGGAUACUGCACACAGGAACUUGUCAAUCUUCUCCUGACCGGAAGAGCUGUGUCCAAUGUUUUCAACGAUGUAGUGGAACUAGACUCAGGCGAUGGGAACAUCACGCUCCUCCGAGGCAUCGAGGCACGCAGCAACAUCGGUUUCUUAUCUCUCUUUGAACACUACAAUGUGUGUCAGGUCGGCUGCUUCCUGAAGACUCCCAGGUUCCCCAUCUGGGUGGUGUGCAGCGAGAGCCACUUUAGCAUCCUCUUCAGCCUCCAGUCAGAGCUCUUGUCUGACUGGAGGACGGAGCGACUCUUUGACCUGUAUUACUACGAUGGCUUGGCCAACCAGCAGGAGGAGAUUCGGCUGACUGUUGAUACCACCAAGACCACCCCAGAGGACAGCUGCGGCGACCUUGUCCCUCCCCUUGAGCUCUGUAUCAGAACCAAAUGGAAGGGGGCAUCGGUGAACUGGAAUGGCUCAGACCCCAUCCUGUGACCCUUGGAUACAUCAAGCUCCAUGGCUUCAGCACUCAUCAUUGGGAUAACCCCUGGACCCCACGUCUUAGGGUCUGAUCUCUUAGAGGAGUCCUCCUGCCUGAGUUUGCAUGGCCACAGAGGCAUGUGGAACCUCCAGUUUCUUCCAUGAAGGACCGUGGUGGGGCCUGGUGCACCAGUGAGGUUUCCUCCCAAUACAUCUGUGACUGCCAAAGACAGGAAAGCCAUCAAAGACUCUGCCUCUCUCCAAGGCCUCUGGUGUGGUUGGCCUUGGGGGUAUUGGACACUUGUUGCUACAGCUUCCAUAAAGCAAAAGUCAAGCCUGUGACCAGGACCAAGACUUUGUGGUUCAUUGGUGCGAGGGGAGCACAGGUCUGCUCCAACCAUGACUAAGGUGGGACAGGGAGGAGGAGCCCCUCCCAGGGGGCAAAGUGUCGCUUAGCCAAGAUCUGAGGACAAGCCUUAGACUUGGGGAUGUCCUUGUCUAGAUCCCCUGGUCUCUGUGUUUUCUGUAGGAGCAGCAUAGUGUAAGAUACAUGCUACAUAGUCUAUUGUCCAAGAGAAGCCCAGUUCCUAGAAAGCCCAAGCCAAGGCUAUCUGCUUCUCUUGUGAGGCCAUAUAAGGAUGGGGUAUGCCUCAUUGAAGGCUGGAAUGGGCACGGAUAGAAAGCUUCCCAGGGAGCUUGGCCAUGAAUGUGAGCAAAGAAGUUGGGGACAAGCAGAGGGAUGAAGUGUAGACUUCCUUGUGGCCAUGGGGAGAACUGACUGCCAGUAUUAAGUGGGCAGGGCUCCGGAAGUACUCACAGUGCAGAAUGAGGAGACGGUUGGAUGGGAAAACGGUAUGCUCUGAACUUCACUUGCUAUGUUGGUGUGUAUCCUAUGGCUUUCAUCAAGGAGUGAGAGACAGCAGCUAGGAGCCUAGGGAAGAGCUACGGGAGGGAGGGUCUGGAGCAAAGCCAGAGCUAGGGCCACUUGUAGCCGUUCACAGGAGGGACCUAGAGGGAAAGCUCCAGCCCUCAAAAUCCCUGCCAUAUGCCUAUCCAGGUAAGAAACUAGGGCCAAAAUAAUGAGAGAGUCUGCAGGAGCUUCCACCCCUAGCUCAGGGGCCACCAAGUGCCUUACACAAGGUGCCCUGCAUGUGAGUGCCCUUGCGCACAGGAAUCAGGAGACACAUACAGGAGUUGUAGCUGCUUCACGACAACCAUCUGUCACCAUGGGGCUUAGGAGCCUAGCAUCUCUAGGGCUGUGUCCUCUACUGUAAAAAGACACCCUCCUUUACAAAGUUGGGGGUUCGGUGGGACACCUACAAAGGCUGUGUUAUGUUCCAGUGGCUCAGGCACAUGCUGUGUCCUAACUGCAGAUCUUUGGAGGAACAGGGAGGAGCCAACCAUGCCAUAGGAGAAUGGGAGGGCGGGGGUGGCUGUGUCCUCCACCAGGGCUCCCUUGGGGCUUGCUGUGUAAACUUUAGUGACCAUUCACAGCAGGUUCCCAGUAGAAAUGCUUCCUAUAUCUCCUUGAAAUGUUUAUGCAUUUGUUUUCCUUGGCCAGGGAUGGGCGGCUGCAGAGUGCCUGGCUGAGGAAGUUGGUUUCCCUGCAGUGGCCUUGUUUAUCGGCCUGGGGAGGAAAAGUAUCUUUUCAAUGAAACCCACUUAGUCUCCUUGCCAGGGGCUCUUUGGCAGCGCAAGAGAAAACAAACAAUUCCCAGCAUUGCUGCAGAAGGUUAACCCAACAAAGUACAGAGCUUGCUUUUCUAGGAGCCCAGAUGCAGAUACUCCAGUGAUGCCCUGGAGGGGAAGGUGGGCAGAGCCAGGUACCACCACUCCCAGGCUUUGAAGCCAGAAAACAUUCUCAGUUACCCUCUCAGCGCUGUAGGAACAAAACGCAUGAGGCUCUGCCUCAUCACAAGUGAGUGUUGUCUACAUGGGCUUGUUUUCUAGGGGUGUAGUUUGAAGGCUCCUCCAGAAAAGAGGGAUCCUAGAGGCUACUGUUUGUCUCCAGUGGACACACAGAUAAGUCUGGACCCUUCGUUUCUCAGGAUGUCUUAUGCUGGGCGCACGUGCGUGCGUGCGUGCGUGCGUGCGUGCGUGCGUGCGUGCGUGCGUGUGUGUGUGUGUGUGUGUGUGUGUGUCCCUGCCCACUGAUUAGGGUGGGACAGCUCUCCUGUGGGGGACAACGUCUCCCCAUCCCCUUUGUGUAACACCCGAGUCUUUUCUCUGAACUCCGCUUGGGAGCCAGAUGAAGCCCCAUAUGUCUUUGCAUGUUUAUACUGGAUCAGCUCUGGCCAUAUGCUCAGUGCCUCAGCUUUUCCAUAACUCUUCCCUGGGUGACUCAGCGGUCAUUCCUUCCAUCACAAGUGGGCAUUGUCCAUUUGGGCACAUUGUUUUCUAGGGAUCAAGUGGGUAGGCUUCUGUGGCUCAUAGCCUUCUUCCAACCUGUAUUAAAAUUUUAAUACUCACA